UUUAAUCUUUGGAUUUGACUUAUUUUAUUUAGUUAUUACACAAUGUGAGAAUUUUUGGUGUUGCUUCUAAAUCGGGAACGAGGCAGGUUCUGCGUAAGCAGAAAUCUCAGACUGAGGGAAAGAAGGACGUCUCAUUAUUAUAGGAGGAUGUUGUACAACUAAAAGGAUGAGGAAACAAGGGAGUUGUUUAGGAGAUAAAGGGGCGACUUUACAGGGUAGUAUAGGGAAAAAGAGGCUAGAGACGAGAUGCAAUACCUUUCUGUACUUGUUCGUACUCGACGAUGUGUCGUCUACGAUUAAGUACAGAUCACUAAAUAUAUUUACCAUUUCCACAUAAUUGAAUUACAAAUUAUUACAAAAUGAAAUACACUCCAGUUGUUUUAAGUUUAUUAACCAUGGGCUUAGUAAAAGCCGCAGGUAAAGAUAAUUUGAAAGUCGUAAAGUCUGACGGCGAAUACCUCGAAUGGAAAAAGGCUGCAGAGAAGGCAAAGACUGUUGGUGAAGCCAAGAAGACUGAAUUUGAUGAGCUUUUAGAAAAGAUACCAAAGGACUCACAAGAUACCCCCAAACUUGAGGUUACUAAGAUCACCGAAGCCCUCAAAAAGGUCACUGAUAAGGUAGCCGAAAUCACUGCUCUUGAAGCAAAAGAAUUCAAGGAAGCCACUGAUGAAAAGAAAAAGGAAGCAUUAGGAGCCAAGGUCGGAAAAAUGGGAGUUGAGUUGGCUGAUCACAUCAUUGAAUUAGACGGCAUAAACAAGAAGGCACAUUCAGUUGCCUAUAAGGAAUUAGUAAAAGUCCACGGCCACGUCAAGAUGCUUGAGUUCUUGAAGGGAAAGAUCGAGAGCUUGGAGAAAGACGGAUUUAUGGCCGCCUCCCUUCUUUCAGCUUUGGCUCUUUCUGCUUUGGCUGUCGGUGCAUCCUUCAAUUAGACCAUCUAAUUUAUUCACAACACCAUAUACAUUAUUAUUUAU
Molecule: messenger RNA, 971 nt
Organism: Theileria parva strain Muguga
Lineage: Eukaryota; Apicomplexa; Aconoidasida; Piroplasmida; Theileriidae
Exons: 1
Coding region: 360-929 (189 amino acids)
Source: RefSeq, a predicted model, not a curated record